AUGACGCGUUGGGUUAACUCGACCACUUUAGUGGCAACAAAUUCAGGUGAAACCGAUGACUUGACUGAAUUAUGCAAUAUACCGCAGUUUGGAUUUCCUUGUACAUCCCCAGAAGGCUCUCCUGAAGGAUUUAGCGCGUCAUUUCAAAAGGCAAUCGAUGAUGAAAUAUUAUUUUGGACAAUGUCAACUGCAAAAGCUUCUGACUUUACUGAUUAUUCAUAUAAGUCGGAUCCUACCACAUUUUUAAGGACAAACUUUCCUGGCGACACGUCACAUGACAAUAUUUAUAACACACCAGUACGAUCUGGAUCAAUCUAUGCAUCUUCACUUGGAAACACUCCUUUGAACACUUUUUCAACUGACAGGGCCAGUUUAUAUAGAGAUCGGUCUAAAUAUUUGAGAUCACCAUCAAUCAGAAAAUUUAGUAGAUUUAAUUCAACUGACAGGGCCAGUCUUUAUAGAGAUCGGUCUAAAUAUUUGAGAUCACCAUCAAUUAGAAAAUUUAGUAGAUUUAAUAUAACACCCAAUGAUCGUAAACGGCAAAAAAGCAAUAAAGACAUGAAACUUAUGACAACUCCUGAAAGAAAAGUUCCUCAGAUUAAAGAUGAUGUACUACAGUCUAAUUUAGACUCAUCACUUUACGAUGAAUUAAAUGAUGAAGGAUAUUCACCUUUAUUGAGUUCACCCAUAACAACUCCUGAUAAUGACGUGUCGUUUUGGACACCUACUGAGUCAAUCAAUGAAGAAUCACAUUCUAAUACUGAUAUUGAGUCACCAAUCUUGAUACUAAAAAGACCAAAUAUCUCCACACCAGUUUUAAUGAAACAAAUGGAUAAGGAUUUAAAACCUUUACCGUCAAUGAUCAACGAGUUUGCAACUAAAUAUGCACAUAUGCUCGAUAAAGCUUAUUUCCAAAAGUACGGACAUGAAAAUAGAGAGUUUAACCAUCCAGAAUCUUCAGAACUAAAUGAAGUGGAUUAUUUUAGUUCAAAUUUCUAUACAAUUGCUGUUAUCGGAUCUGGAGAAUUCUCUGUUGCGUAUAAGGUGGAAGAUAGGAAAUCUGGAGCUUAUUAUGCCAUUAAAAAGACAAAGAAUCCAUUCGUUUCUCUAACCUCUAGAUUUCGAUCUUUGAAUGAAGUUGGAAUCAUGUGGCGGCUUGGAUCGCAUCCAAACUGUGUCAAAUUAGUUGCUGCCUGGGAACAACAUGGUCACCUUUAUCUCCAAACAGAAUUAUGUGAUAACGGCACACUUUUGGACUUUAUUAAUAACAAUACUCUCAGUGAAUCUCAAGUUUGGAAGAUAUUUAUGGAUAUUGCGCUUGGCCUUAAACACAUUCAUGGACAUGACAUUAUGCAUCUGGAUUUAAAACCAGAUAAUAUUUUUAUGGCAUCAAAUGGAGCUUUCAAAAUUGGAGACUUUGGCCUUGCAUCAACCUGGCCAGCAAGUCCUAAUUUGGAGAGUGAAGGAGAUCGGAGAUACCUUGCUGCUGAGGUUUUGAAUGGGCAUUAUGAUAAAUCUGCAGACAUUUUUAGUCUUGGAAUGGUCCUUUUGGAAAUGGUUAGUAAAAUGCCACUUCCACAUUUUGGUAGUGAUUGGAGGAGAUUGCGCAAAGGAGAUUUGACUGGGAUCGAGUUUGAUAAUAUUUCAAAUUCUAUGAUCUCUUUGAUAAAGUCUAUGCUCCAACGAGAUCCAAACAUGCGUCCCACAAUUGAAGAAAUUAUUGUCUAUAAG
Messenger RNA from Cetraspora pellucida, 1731 nucleotides. The record is from the annotation of a GenBank genome assembly. NCBI's taxonomy places the organism in Eukaryota, Fungi, Glomeromycota, Glomeromycetes, Diversisporales, Gigasporaceae.